GCUAUAUAUAAGCAGUAUGUAGCUUCGAUUAGGUUGUAGACCGUCAAAAUGGCCAAAGGAAUGCUGAGUUUGACGGUGGCGCUGCUGUUGUCGGCGAUGUGCGCUGUGGAGGGGCAGAGCGCCGCGAGCGGGGCGGCGGCGGCAGGGGGCGGGGGCUUUGGAGGACCAGCCUCGGCGGCGGCAGCGGCAGCGUCCGGAGGCGGAUAUGGCGGACCCGGAUAUGGCGGAGGCGGAUAUGGCGGAGGCGGAUAUGGCGGAGGCGGAUACGGCGGAGGCGGAUAUCUGCCAAACGGAUAUGGUCCUCAGUAUGUUUAUAAUCCGUAUCCUAACACGUUCCUCCCUCGCCGGACUACUUCCAGCUACGUUUUUGCACCGACCGAUUCUAAAAAAAGGAACGGACUCGGCUUCAUCAGUGACAUCCUGAACCACGCGAUCAAACUCAACGCCCUUAACAACAGCAAUGGCGCUCCCAACCCCGCAAAUAAGUACAGCUAGUGGCUAGUACUUAAUAUUGUAACCAGGGCCUACUACGAAACCGUUUUAAGACUCAAUGACGACCUCUGUGGCUCAGUG
Molecule: messenger RNA, 573 nt
Organism: Aricia agestis (brown argus)
Lineage: Eukaryota; Metazoa; Arthropoda; Insecta; Lepidoptera; Lycaenidae
Product: holotricin-3-like
Exons: 2
Coding region: 49-495 (148 amino acids)
Source: RefSeq, a predicted model, not a curated record